AUGCCCUCGAUCUUGAACGACGAAGACAAGGACACCGUAAAGCGGUUCGUUCCCAAACAGUCAAACAAAAUUCAGGCUGUGGCAGUGGCCCGGUUAUACGUGGCGUAUCCGAAUCGCUCGAAAUGGACGUACACUGGUCUCCAAGGAGCCGUGGUGUUGGCUAACGACUUGGUUGGACACACCUACUGGUUGAAGAUGGUGGACAUAUCGCCCUCCGGGCGCGGAGUCAUCUGGGACCAGGAAAUAUUCGAUACAUGGCUCUACAAUCAGGACCGGACCUUCUUCCACACCUUUGAAUUGGAGGAGUGCCUCGCAGGACUGAGCUUCGUGGACGAGAAGGAGGCAAAGCAAUUCAAGAAGAAGAUGGACGAACGCGAGAAGAAUGCAAGUCGCGCGACGAGAUCUCAACCCUUCGGAGGCGGCUCGCAGCCGACUCACAAGCACAGCCUGUUGGGUGGGCUGUUCCAUCGACAUUCGUCUGCCCCCUCGCCGCCACAAGCUACCCAAGCGAACCUUCCUCCACCGCCAAUGCACCCGACGAUAUCUUCUCUGAGUCUGAAUGGUGGCCCGCCGCCCUCCGAGUUUGCGUUGCUGGAUGCCUUCGACCCGCUCUGGCGCGAGCAUUUCGGACAAGACCUGCAAGACAAAGGAUUGACUGACGAUUUUAUUCGUGACAAUCAGGAGUUCAUUGUGGACUUCCUGAGGGAAGAGCAAGCAAAGACGGGUUCUCAAACAGCACCACCUCCUGGACCGCCGGCACCCCCUCCUGCACCCCCUACCAAUGGUCACGAUUCGCGAGCCGGACGGGCACCACCCCCUCCUCCUCCCGCCGCCGCCUCGAGCACACCGUCGCCGUCUUCAUCGAUACGAGACCGAAGCGGGGCCCAGACCGGCGGCGGCAGCGAUACUGGGCCUCAUGGCAGUGGCUUACCUCCCGCUGGUGCUACUCCUGGUGCUGGCGGAGGUGGCAUGGCCGACGCCUUGGCUGCAGCUUUGCAGAAGAGAAAGGAGAAAGUUAGCAAGAGUGACGAUGAAGACGAUGACGACGAGUGGUAG
Messenger RNA from Purpureocillium lilacinum, 1056 nucleotides. The record is from RefSeq and is a predicted model, not a curated record. Lineage: Eukaryota; Fungi; Ascomycota; Sordariomycetes; Hypocreales; Ophiocordycipitaceae.